AUGGCGGUCAGCUCCUUUGAUGGAACUGACCAGGGUUUUGAACUGAUUGUCAAUCCCCAUGCCAGAGCUGUGAUCAUUACGCUCACCGGUCUCAUUUUCUACGACACGGACCCGUUCCAUGAUCGGGACGAACUCCUUCGUGAAGCGUACGAAGCGGUUGGAGAUAUUGGUCCUCUCCGCUUGCAAAGGGUGUGGCCGCAUAUGCCGGGACUACCGCCACUGCAAUUCGCUCAAGCCGAGCAGUCCGCUCUUCAGGUCACCUAUGUAGUCGAUGCCCGUGCAGUUGGGGGUGAAAUUAGCCUGGUGUACUUGGGACCCCGGACCCCUGUUGCCGAUGUACUUAUGCAACUCCCUACCUUCAGGCAAGCGGGUCCCACUGGACCUGAGAUUCUGCGAGGACUUCACGAGGGUCAAUUGAGGCUCCUCCAUCAGGAAGUUGUAAUUUCUCCCACAACUUCCCUUGAUAGUGACCCCCCUGUUUGCCUGACUCUUGUCCCUCACCGCAGACCUCACACAAUGGGCCAAGCUAGGGCUAGAACUGAGACCUCCACGCAGCCGACGGCGGACGCCACUUUGUCGCAUCCCGGAGGUAACACGGCAGCCUCAGCUCCUCAAGCGAACCCUAGCGCUGCUGGAUGGAUCAGUCUCGGGUUACUUCGCCAGGGAUGGUUGAGGAAUGUGCUCUUAGCGGGGUACUUCGCGACCUUGGCCUCUGCUGGUCGUGCGGUUAGUGAGCCUACUGACUUGACUGGCACGGCUAGAACCAUGCCUCUUCCCCGGUUCCAGCCCGAUCUGGUGUAUCACGACGCCUCGAUGCACCUCCGACUGCAACAAGGUUUUGUCACAGGCCUGGAGGGUGACUUUCUGCCGAUUGUCUCUGGGUAUGGCACCCUCCAUCAUGAUCUAGAGGUCAACGUCUGCCUCUGGGCCCCGGACCACUUUGAGGAAUUCAGAGUCCCAGGAUCCAUGUCUAGACAUCGCCUUCGUGAGACACUCACCGAGAAAGCUAGGUCGUGGGGCCGAGGCCAAGUUGUCCCUGCAGCUACGUCGCCACAUGCUCUGGCUGUACACUUCGUCGCUGUUACCACUGAAUCGGGAUAUCGCACAACGCUCUUCGCAUCGGAUACAUCCUGCAUUUGCAUCGAUGUGCCUCGUGAAGCUCCGCAGGACUUCCUCUUGAGACAGUGUGAAGCUAAGUUGAGAUCCGACUGUGUGCGUUUCCUGCCGAUGGCCACGCCGCUCCGGCACGGUGAUGUCAUUCGGGUUGAGCUUGACAAGGAAUUUGGGCGAGCUGAUGCCAGCCGCUUUCUCCUUUACUCUGAGCUCGCUCGGCCAUCUCGGUGGUUAGAUGUGCUGCCGUAUCGUCAGAUUGCGGUUUUGACGGUUCAUCGCGGGGUGCAAAUUCUGCACGAUACCGUCACUGGCCGAAGCCCUCACAGUGCAGUUCAGGCAUGGCUUCGGGAGCGGAAUCAUGCGCCUAGGCAGGCUGUGGAGGUCCUGGAGCUCUCCAACCUGGUAGGUUUUCCAUGUUUCCAGACCAUUGUAGCUGGUGCCACUAAUGCCGUCCUGUGGUUGCACGACCAUUUUGGCAAUCCCAACACUGGGCUAGCCCUGGCCGCUGUUGGCUCUUUCUCUGUCGCGGUCGAUGUGCUCGAAGCAUGUGCACGAACGUCCACUUCAGCCAGAGCAGUGUGCAGCUUGGUGUCCACCGCAGAUCUCAGGACCGUCCAAACCGUGCAUGGCCUGUGUGCCCAAGGCACGGGCACCAAGACCCUGUUUGUUCGUAUGGCAUUUGACCUGCAAGCUCUUCCUGGCGACAGCAUUUCUGUCCACCGUCAAAGGGCAACAGUUCUGCGCACUAGGCCUCCCACCGGGUUAGCCGGAUCAGGUCGCAAUCCGUCCUCCAGGCAAGGUGCUGCUACCACUAGGGCCGCCUCACCGGUCCGAAGCCCUUCUCCUCGGGUUGCAGUACCGGUCUGUCAUCCCUCACAUCUUCAGGAUGCUGACGGAGACCUCCGAGUCAUCCGGUGCGAAACCGCUGACGUGACGUGUGUUGUCCGCUGUGGUCCACACAUGCAGAUUUGGGCCUUGAAGAUCGAGGGUAGAUGGAACGGUGCAUGCACUCCCCAGGUCUCUUGGGACGCGGUUGUGUCCCUCGGCGGCCUCACUCCGUGGGAUGCUGCUGAUCUUGUUGUCACAACUGAGGACCAAUGGUGGCGAUACCCUCAAGAUUUAAGCACUGCCACGGGGCGAUGCCUCACUCUGCAUCAGACCUGCGAAAGCGGUCGGGAGGUUCUGGGGCAAGGGGCCGCCCCUUCGGCCCACCAAGCCGCCUCGGUUGUGAGUGUCGCUCUCUGGGCUCUUGGGAAGGCCCCACUUAAAUGGCUCUCCCUCGGGUGGAUCCUCGGUGUCAUUGCGCGACCAGCUCAGCAGGCUUCUCCCACAUCUGAAGAAUCCUCAAAUCCCAAUGCCACCGACAGCGAGCCUUCUCUUCCCUUCUCCACUGUUGCAGUUGAAGAUCAGAGGGACGAGUGCUGGAAUCCUCCCCUCACGCCUGCUCUCGAGGCUAGUGCAAUGGCCGCUAUGUUCCCUCUAGACCCUCAGCAUAUCUACCCGUGGUUAUGCUCACUCGGGGCCACAAGUCAUGACCUUCGGCUUUGGACUGCCAUGCGAGGGCCCGCCUUGGUCAGGUGGACAGACACCGCAUCUGAGUUUGAUCAGGCUCUCAGGUUCGGCGGCUUUUGUCCUGAGGAACAUGAUUUGUUUGUGGCUGCUGACACAGACCCGCACACGCUUGAGCUAGUGGCUGUGCCGCGAGGACAAGGUAGCUGGUGGAUUGUCCGUGACUUACUUAGUCGCGAGCUCCUUCGACCAGUCAUUUGGUUUCCCUGUGCUGGACAUCGGCUGGCGGUUACCACGAACUCUGCGGGUGAGGUCAAUGCUCUGGCCCAUCACAGCCGGCUGGCACGAUGCACGAUCCCACCUCAAGGAGCACGGGCAACUGUUGUCAAUCCGGUUGAUGGUUUUACUGCGGCGCUCGGCCAAGGGGGGCUUAUACUUGCACUUGGUUCUGCUUGGCGAACCGUACCCUUGAUGAGCACCAUCAGCUUGGUUUGCCUUCUCCUCGCGGGGUUGCCGGGGGUCUCUGGAGCACAAGUUGCCUCCACUGGAAUCCGUCCGGGCCGCCAGCUCAGCCUGGUCGCCAUGUGGUUACUUGACGUCGAGGUCUGGACAGGGCACUCCAUGCAACAAGCAGUCCAGAUUCCACAGGUGCGCGUGUAUACGGCCAUCCGCAUCUGGAUCGUCGAUCAUCCAUCCCCCAUUCAAUUGUCAGGGCCUCCUUGGCCGACUGAGGAGGAAAUUCAUGGCAUUGUUCAGCUAGGAGGGUUCGGGGUCGAGCGGGGCACCCUCAUUCCCAUCCGUGGUGCGGCUGACCCAGCCAUCUAUGAUGCCGCCUAUGUACCCCUGCAUUUCGGCCAUUCUGGAAUAGCUGCUUGCCUUGUGCAGCUCGACGGCCGCGCUGCGGUUUUUGCUUUCGAUGCGCAACACUUCGACUGGGCUGCCUUCGGACGGUGGGUCGCGGAUGUUUUCCGCGAUGCCACCCCGUCACAGUCAUUCGGGUUUAGUUUGGGCAACUGUGGGUACUCAUAUGGACAGGCAGUUCAGAUAAGGAAUGGUGAUCUCGUCGUUCUGCACUGCCCACGACACCGUCACACUGCUUAUCUAGCACCUCCUGAUCCAUGGGCGCUUGAGUCCCCACCCCCUUUGCCAGCCCGGAUGCUUCAAACGGGCCCCACACGAGAAGCACCCAUCAAUGCUUACUUGGUGCCGCAAGGAGCCGAGGGAGUUGGAACAGGUGGUCACCGCAGGUGGGCACUCAGCCUCGCCGUUGGCCCUAGCUCACUCCAGCCAGCUCUUCCUGCUGGCCCUGCGAGCUCCACUGCUUGUGGGGUCCCAGCAGCAGCUGUCAUCUGCUCACGGAACAGUUGUCCUUCCCUGCAGGCCUGCCCGUCGUUGAUCACUCAACGGCAUGCUGCUAUCCAAACGGAACCGGGCACGGCCACGUUAGACGAUGUCUGGUGGGCUAUCCAGGAUAUGCAAUGCCAACUCGCUGCCCUGGCUGCCCAGGCGCAUGUGCCAGCGGCCGAAGGUUUGCCCUCUGCAGAGGUUCCCUUACUGCAAGGGCGAGGCCGAGAGGUCGACACCACUCCCACCUUCCGCGGGACCGAGAACUCCGGAUCUCUUCGGCCUGCCCUUCUUGUGCCUGGUAUCUGUCUCUUUGCCGGAGUUGCCUUGCAGAAGCACUCGGCUGCACGUACGUGGGUCAUGCCCCUUGCCUUUCUCCUUCCGAUCUGGGGUGCGCCCACUCUGGCGGGGGAUCGAAGUCGGUCGAGGUCUCCUGUGCCUGCCGGCCGACACAUGCCCUUCCUUCAUUCAGGAGGCCAAGGGCCUUGUGGGUCUACCGGCCAGCAUCGGCAUGCGCAUACGCUCGGCCAUUUUCCUGGCAGACCACUUGCGGUAAGCGUUGCUGAGGACAGCAGGGCGCGCACCUCUGCCCCAAUCUCGGAAGAACAACCCCUCAACUUUCUCCGGGUUGCUGAUGCGCCUUCCAUUCAGCAUGUGCAGUCUGUCUACUUGCAAGCGGAAGCGUCUGCUGGCAUGGGAGUCCGUUUGGGAGCUUCACUCACACGUGUUCCCCUUUGCUUGCAUGAUCCCUUUCAACGACGGGGAUGCGCCCCUCUUUGGCUCCCAGGGGGAAGCCCGGGUCAGGCUGCUUUGGCUAAUGACUUUCUGCAGGACCAUGCCCUGUUGAGGGGAUGGCCAGCCCUGGUCCCUGUCCGUCCACAGCCCGACUGCGGAGCACUUCAUAUGAUUCCACGUGCUGUCGACCCUCUUCGUGCCAAUGUGAUCCUGCGUGGCGAUGACGAACGGCUUUGGGCUGUUUCUCUCCCCUCCCACCUCACGGGCGAUGAUGUCCAACAUCUUACCUUGGAGGGUAGUCGCAUCAGCCUUCGCACUCCUCAGGAAGAGGGCUCAACUGCGGCAACCACUGCCAUGACUCUGCGUGACGGUGACUGUGUUCGAUUUGCAUAUGCUGGACCUCCACGACCUGAGCCUGUCCCAAACGGCUCAUACACCAGCAGGAGCACGGGGUGGAGGCCACUCUUUUGGCUCACUCUCCUUUCGCCUGGUCUUGGCAGGAUGCGUUGGGUCCUGCUCUGCUGGUUGUGCACUGGGGCUUGUGCAAUGUUCGAACCGCGCUCCACAGGUCCCGUCUUUGUUCCCUUUCCUGACUAUGUCAGGCAAGGGUUGCACACUAACCUGGUGAGGGUUGGUCGUUUUCCGUGGCGUACACACUUUGAUGAGGCGAACCUACUCAUGCUUGUCGAGGGCCGGCAAUGCCAGGUCGCCUGCCUUAGCCCCUUCUGGGGCGCGGGCAAAGCAGUCAGUGUGGAUGCUGAGGCUUCUUGCACCCAUUCCUUCAGUCGGGCGGACAAGGACAGGAUCCUUUGGGCAGACGGCUAUGCUCCAGUUUGGCCAGCUCCAGUUGCGGUUGAGCUCACGGUUGUCCCGACCCCUCCGGAUCCUACUACUGUCUGUAUCGUUGCGAGAGUCUGGCACGCCACUGUUGCGUUACUGACACCGCGAGUUGUGACGGUUGAAUGGUUGCUGCGUACGUUGAGACAUGUAUUUGGCAGACAUGCACUCGCUCUUGCCUUGCCACCGCAAAUCCGCAGACAAGCAACCGCCGGCACCUCAUAUCUCCAGUUGCGAUCUGGGGAUUAUAUCUUAGCCAUUCCUGAAAUGGCGACGGGACCGGGCACUACUGCUACAGAUGACGAAUCCUUCCUCCGCCACGCUGUGCCUUGGAGCUUGCCAUUUCGAAUCCUCGCCCCGGUUCGGAUACGGCUUUGGAGGCCAGGAGACAAGCUCCCACAACAAGUGUCGGUUGAGGCCGGUAGCACAUGGGAUCCGGACUUGCUCACCUUCUCCAGUUUUCUGCUUAGCCAUCUAGCUGGGUCUUGGGUGCCAGUGCCGUGGGUCAAUGACGAGGUGCCCAAUCUUGUCUGCGCUUCUGCACACCAGGACACGGCCAUUGUGCUCCAUGAGAGCGAGGGGGGCUGCUCUUGUGUUUGCCUGGACAAUCCGUGCACAGAGGAAAGCCUUGCCACAGCCCUGUCGGCCGCGCCCUCCACUCUGCGGAUUGUGGGAGGUGUGCUACGUGCCAACCGACCCUUCACUCUCCGUGAUGGGGACAUUGUUCUUAGCGCCUCACACACUCCACGAACCUCCGAGGAGAACAUUGUUGAUGCCCACCCCGUAAGCAGUACUUCAGGCGUGUCGCACAGCCAGGCCCUGUCCAGAGCUUUCCUUGUGGCUAUCCUCUCCGCGUUGUCGGACAACCCGCUUAUACGGCUGGGAAGUUUGCUGAGCAUCUUGAGCACCAGCCAAGCCAUGGAUACGGUCGCUGACAACACAUGCAGUCAGCCAGCCUCUAGCUCGAGAGAUCGCUCUAGGUCCCCGGUGAGCGAACAGCUGCGGGAUUUACCUGUUCAUGAAGCAGGCAGAGUGCACGCUAUCCCUCUGAUUGCGCAGUUGGCUGGUCCCAGUCCCGACAGCUGUCCUAUCCAGGUAUGGUGUCCCUUUGCAGGCGUUACCGCAGCGGUCUCAGUAAGGAUAGAAGCGUUCUGGCAGCAGAUUGAAGCUAUUGCCUUACAGCACUCCCCAACCGGUACUCAAGGGGUCGCAGUCUGUAACCCACCCUUGAGUAGAGGAUCUUUGCAGCUUGUCGUCAGAGGCCCUGCUGAAUAUGCUACAGUCAUCGUUGAUGGCCUGGGCACUACCUUUGCUGUGCUUCUGCCCACCGUCAUCACACUUGAUGCACUCAAGACUGCGAUGACGGUUCGGGUUGGUGUGCCGGUCCGCAUUGAUGUGCCGCUACCGUGUUUGAUUCUCGGUGCCAUUGACUCCAACUUGUACCUUCGCAACGGGGACCGACUCUCCAUUGCCUUGGCUUCUGCUCACCCACUUCGUCAGCUGGCUGCCUGGCCCUGGUUCCGGGACUGGCAGGAAGCGGGGCAGGAGGCGGUUUGGCACAACACCUUUCUGGUUGUCCACUCUGGAACUGUUGUCUUAUGGGCUCCGGAUACUCCGGCCACUGCCGUAGCCAUCCCGGGCGGUAGUCAUUGGGACCCUAGAGGGAUGACUAUUCGAAGCCCAGGCGGCCGGGCCCUCAACGGACGCUGGGUGCCCAUGCCGGUUCGUCCGAGCCGCAAGCCGUGGUUGCUGCGUCGCUCCGCCGACAAGCUGCGCCGAGCUGUGCUUCUCUCCGGCGACACCCCGGUCUGUCGGCACCUGCACCAGGCUGAAGCGGCCGCUUACCUGGAAGAAGGCGCCUAUGUUGUUUCUGCCGGAGUCAACGACAAGUUACCCGACCUCCCGGACCCCGAGCUCAGAGAUGGGGACUGGCUGGCUGUUGAUGAAGUUGCAGCCAGCGAUGUAGAGGUGCGAACGGUUAUCCUCAUGGACACGGACCUCCUGAUCAAUGGGAGACCCCUCAGUGGCCGUUUGCAGGGAGGUGCUCACAGGCCCAUUAACCCCGACGGAGAAGGCGGCAACAUCUCCCUAGCUCGGGAAGCAUGCUACUUGCUGGCAUGGGGUGCGCCCAGCUCCCCAGAACUUGCUGUCAGUACUGACGCAUGUGGUGCUGGGUAUUGCGAUCUCACAGAUGCUGCCGCACUUUUGGCCGACCUCUUGCAAGUCUGGGGUGCCCCUUUGCACACUGAGCUGCCGCAAGGCUCCCGCCUUGGGAAGGCCUGGCAAAGCUUUCCUGUAUGGCCUGGAGGUGUCCCCGACGCCUUGCUUGUGUCUACGGACGGUUCUGGUGAGGGCCACGGCGCCUCCGGCCUGGAAUGGCACCACCUCCCGCUUUGCACGGCUGCCGGCCUCCUUCCCGAAUUGAACAAUUUGGGCCGUGGCUAUGGGCUAUACUCCUGUCCUCCGCUCGUCCCCGAGCUGGGAGCCCAGCCCUCGUCCCAUGGGCAAGCAGCCGCUGGAGGUGCACGAGACUGUGCAAGGGUUAAGGUCGUCUCAGCCAAUAUUCAAACCAUCAAGGAUGAUCGCAAGUCCUUUUUCUCCGCUGCGGCUGGCGGCCAGCGCCGAGCUUUCUUGGGGAAGCAAGCCCAAGCCCUCUCCAUCGACGUGCUUUGUCUACAGGAGUGCAGAAGCAAUGCCGGAAGGUAUGCCGCUGGCCCCUACCUCACCUGGCGCAGCGGGCAUGAGAAGGGUCAGUACGGGGUCGAAAUCUGGGUCCACCAAGGUGCCUUUGGCGGCGACCUGCAGCUCCAAGACUGGCGAAUUGUGGCUUCUUCUCCCAGGUAUUUGGUAAUCCGUUGUCAACGGCCUGCCUUCCCGGUCGUCAUCAUUUCCGCACAUGCUCCUCACGCAGACAGGCCUCAGCAGGACAUCGUUGACUUCUGGUCCGCCUUGCGACGUGAGAUCCAUGCCUUGCCUCUCUCCACCCCCCUCCUUAUUGGAGUGGACGCAAAUGCGGACUUCACCGCGGCAGACGGUGAGGGUCAGCUCAUCGGGAUCUUGUGGACGGGCGCCCUCCACGGGAAGGGGAUCUGCAACUUCUUUCCUUCGCACAAGACCAUUUCCUUGAGGCUCCCGCCACUUGGAGCCGUUUGCAUCAAGGGCAAACCUGGACAUGGCAGCACUCUUCCGGCAAAUGCCGGUGCCACGAUCAUAUUUUGGUUUCUGCAGGUGGUAUCCGUGCGACAUCCUCGCAAUGCCUUCUGGAAUUUGAUAUCAUCAACAGCACUCUUGAUCACGUCCCGAUCUCCUGCAGCCUACAAAUCUGCGCAGAAACGGUGGCAAAUGCACAGGUUCCACCGGUUUGCCAAGGCUGAGCAGCGCCCUGACCGAGUUGUACCGCGGCAGCCGUACAUCUCUGAUGAAGCUCUCGAGGUCCUCACUGCUCUCAAGGAGCGACGCCGGCAGCUUCGAUCUCACGCACGAGUGUGUAGUCGUAAUCUGAUGCACUUGGCCUUCCGGAUCUGGAGCACGCCGGAUCGCCCUCGGGGUCAUGUUCGACAGUGUGUGCGAAAUGGGCACCGCACAUACGCCCGCACUUGGCUGGCGGUUCUCAGGAUGAAGGAGCAUGCGCACUGGCUCGCCAGGCGUGACAAGGCUGCCCACUUCCAACAGCUCACACAGAGUGCCACCGACUUCUGGCUUGACACCGGGCGAGCCAUGGAAGCCACUCACCGGCUUCGUUGGGCCUCAAAGCGCGCGGCCGAGCGACGCAAGGUUUUUGCUGCCGGAGGUCAUGACAUUGAUGCUGACUUGCUUCGGCAGUUCCAACAACAGGAAGAUGGUCAGCGUCUCACUGCUCAGGAACUGCAAGCUGAGCUGCGCAAAGCUUCUGCAAGCUCCUGUAGGCCGUGUUCUGGGGCCCUGCCGUCCCUCCUUGAUGUCGAGCAUCAAUGCCGACGGCAAAAACUGCGCAAAGCGCCCGGGCCUGACCGAAUCAGUAACGGUCUGUGGAAAGGUCAGCCUGUCGCGGCGGCCCAAUGGCUGUGGAUGCUGUGCGCGGACAUUGCGGGGCGAGGGAGGGAGCCCCCUCAGUUCAAGGCUGCGCUGGUGUGCGCCUUGCACAAAAAAGGCCCAGCCAGCGUCCCCAGCAAUUAUAGAUCCAUCGCGUUACUCAAUGGUAUCGCGAAGAUAUGGCACGGGCAUGUCCGCCACUCCCUGGGACAGCAAGUUCUCGGUGCCUAUCAUCCUCUCCAGCUGGGGGGCCGCCGCGGAGUGCACACCGGCUUUGCUGUGGCAUCCUUUCGAUCGCUUGUUGCCUUGAGUGACUUCACAGGCCGCUCGUGGUUCGCCUUGUUCCUGGACGUGCAAGCUGCCUAUUAUGAGGCGGACCGACAGCUUCUGUUUGGCGGGGACCAUGGAAGAGCAAGGCAGCGAGAAGCCUCACGCCUCGUUUCUGGCCUCCUCGCUGAUGGAGUCCUCCGUCACAGAGGCAUGGCCGAAGAUGUGUGUGCGCUCCAGGAGGAUUGCGUACGUUGCUCACAUUGGUCGCUGUGCGGUCAUGAUGCCAUCAUCCUAGCGGGCAGGGGUAGCCGGCCUGGCGACGGUCUGGCGGAUGUGCUCUUCGGGGCAAUUUUCGCACAAAUCCUUGAUGAUGUUGAGGCACAGCUUGUGUCCCUGCGGAUUGGCCACCGCUCAGCCUCUGAAGCCGUGGGCGGGCCAUGCAGGCCGAUUCAGAUCGCCUGGGCCGAUGAUCUCUCGGUCUUGGUUGACGCCGAUUCGGCAACCCAACUUGCUGAUGAGGUCCCUGUCGUUACGCGGGUUGUAGUUGAGACUGCCGAGAUGUACCGACUGAGGGUGAACCUCGGACCGGGCAAGACCGAAGGCCUCCUGCAUCUCAGGGGCCCAGGCGCCCCCGCUGCUCGUGCUGCUCUGCUCCUGCCGUCUCCGCAGGUCCCCUUCUCACCUGGCCGUACCCUGCGUCUUGUUGCAGAGUACAAGUACUUGGGGGUGCCACAGACAGCACCCGACAAUGGCCGCCGAGAUGCCGAAGCCUCUGUGCAGCGAGGUCAGGCCGCCUGGAGCCAAGCGAAUGGGCUCAUGCGCUCCCCAUCCCUUCCUGUCGAGGUCAAGGUUGCUUGGUUCACAGGCAGGGUGCUGCCGGCAGCAUACUCUAGCCUCGCCACUGCCCUUGUCGACUCGGGUCGGGUCUGGACCAUCUACCAGGGGUUCUUCGACAGAUGCCAGCGAUCCCUUGUUGCUUCCUGGUCGGUCUCUCAUCACCUGACGCGCGAGGCGCUCGACGUCCUGGUACCAGCCGCCACACCGCAAGUCGCCACUAUUCUGUGUCGGGCGCGCCUUGCAGUUCAAAUUGCCACCACUGCCCCUGCUGCCGUCCUUGAUCUUGUUGAGGCCUCUUGUGAGCGCGAUUUGCCGUGGACGUCCCUACUCAAGGACGCAGUAUGCACAGUUGGUACUUUCGCGGGGCUGUCUCCCGAUCAGUUACGGGACAGCCCGAUGCGGAUUGCCCGAGCCCACGAAAGACUCCUGAGAGGCGCCUGCCGACGGUUCGGCAGAUUCGGCUCCGGGCUGCUUGCCUUCCACAGGCUCUGGCGCAGCCGCGCCAUCCGUGUACAAACUGGCACCAUCGGACAGUCCCACCCCGUGCAGUGCCCAACGUGCGGAUGGAUUGGACGUACUGCCCAGGCUCUAGCGGCGCACCGGCACCGCAAACACGGCACCCUUGCCAGAGCUACUGAGCUCUGUAAUGGUACUACCUGCAGCUGGUGUUUGCGAGACUUCCAUUCUUCUGAUCGUCUCAAGUACCACAUCGCCACCUCGGCCGGACGUCGCCUUCCCCUGGAGAUUUCUGUGGGGGCGCACCACCAAUACGGGUCGGGUACGAAACGGCGAGGCCCGCAGCAACAUCGCCGGCUGCCCCCGAUUCAGCUGUGCGGUCCUCGCAACGCGACACCGGCUGAGAGGCACGCUUUGGACAAUGAUCAGCCGUGGGAUGCCGCCGCUCUUCUUGUCGAGUGGGAAGAGGCCCAGGCCUCUCCCGAGGUCGAGGAAACCCCACACACCGGAGCAGCUGAAUCCGAAGCGGCCACUGCUCCCGGUCUGCCUGCCUCUGCCUCUGCGCUUGCGAUUGCCCAGCUGGCCGGCAGAAGCUUCUUCUUCCAGGGCCAAGGCCAUGCUCCAUCUCCCCUCUGGUCUGGCUUGCGGCGAGGAGCUGCCGGCUGGUGGCUUCCACACAAUUGGCAACACCUCGCACGGUUUUGGCAAGCCAUGGCCGAUUCUGCUGCCCUCUCGCCCUCAAUCCUGACUGGUUACCGGGCGGCCAUCCGCUCCCUUGCGGAUGUCCGUGACGUCCCGGCUCAUUGCCCGGUAUCCGGGGGAAUCUCCGCUACGGGCCCUGAGCUUCUUCUGCGGCAUACUCUCACUUUUCUGCACCUUGCUCGGCUGGUGCCGUUGGGUCAUGCCUUGUGCUCUGAUGUACCACCCAGCAGUUGUCUGCGCGCGGCUUUGGGUUGCAUUUGCCCGGAUGCCGCUUGGUCUCUCACUGUCGUUCGGGAUCAUCCUGCUUGGAUUUUCGCUUCUCUCGGUUCUUCCCUGUCGCGGCUUGCCUUCCUUUUCCGGCAUCCGCCCUCUCCUCUGGCUUUCGCGGCUCCCCAUCAGCUGUCUUCUCCCUGA
Symbiodinium sp. CCMP2592 is the source of this 12228-nucleotide messenger RNA. Lineage: Eukaryota; Dinophyceae; Suessiales; Symbiodiniaceae. The record is from the annotation of a GenBank genome assembly.